AUGGCCCAACCACCAACGUCCACGUCAUCUCCAGCACCCCAAAUCCAACAACCACAACAACAGCCCUCCCGCUCCCACGGUCGCGGCGGAGCAGGCAAUAUCAACUCCACCCAACCCACGGCCCUCAACGCCAACGACCUCCAAACCCCAACAAUCAAAGGCACAACUUACACCACCGGUCGGGGCGGAAGCGGAAACAUGGCCUCCAACAACCCCUCCAACCCCUUCGAAGCCCGCGCAGCCCAAGACGUCGACACACCGCUACACCAUAAUCGAGAAAUGAGCGGAACCUACCACUGGGGUCGCGGCGGAGAAGGGAACAUGACCACCUUGGGUCCAAAUUCCGGUGCGAAGACCAAAGACAGUAAAGGGACCAUGAGCGGCGAUGCUGUCAAAGAGAAGCUGUCGGGGAGGAGGGAGAGCAGUAAGGAGCGUCCUGGCAUUGGAGCGGAGAAGAAGGAGAGGACGCUCUCCCAGGGUUCCGAGAAUGGUGCAGGGAGGAGACCGAGUCUCCAGGGAGUAUUGAACAGGGGAAGGGAGAUGCUGGGGCUGAGUAAGAAUAAGGCUGGUGGAGAGAAAGACGAUCCGGUGAGACAGGGGAGUGUUGAUGAGAGCGCUAUCGCUGAGUAG
Molecule: messenger RNA, 630 nt
Organism: Lecanosticta acicola
Lineage: Eukaryota; Fungi; Ascomycota; Dothideomycetes; Mycosphaerellales; Mycosphaerellaceae
Source: the annotation of a GenBank genome assembly